AUGGCCUCCUUGCUACUCACAGUCCUCUGGCUUGCCCAGUUGGCCGCCGCCUCCCUCACCAUCUCCAUUCCUCCCUCCACACUUCUACCUAAUCCCCAGGUGCUCCCCGCAACCACCCAUGCCACCCUCACCACCCUCUCUGCCGACAGUGACCACCGCUUGACGGCCUCUCUAACCCAUGCCUCGACCCUGGUCUUCCCCGAUCUCCCAACCGGCCAGCCCGCAUCAUACCUCCUGGAUAUCCGCUCCGGCGAGUACGUGUUCGCACCCUACCGCGUCGACGUCGCCGCCGACGGCACCGUGCUGGGCAUCUGGGAGACCUUCCGCGGCAAUGCGUGGGAUAACCGCGGCGCCGAGAAAUAUGUCGUCGAUGUGGCCAGCAAGAAAUCCGUCGAUGUGGUCGUCGAGGCCAAAGCCAUCGCGCGCAAGAGCUUCUAUGAGGAGCGUGCGAAGUUCUCACCACUGAGCCUCUUCAAGAACCCGAUGAUCUUGAUGGCUGUUGUCGCCCUGGGCCUGACCUUUGGAAUGCCCAAACUGAUGGAGAAUAGUACGUCCCCCCCCCCUGACAUUCUCUCUUGCUUAUUGAUUACCCAGCGACUAACACCCUUCUCAGUGGAUCCGGAGAUGCGUGCCGAAUUUGAGCAGCAGUCGCGGGCCUCACCUCUAUCCGGCGCGACAACCAACGCGAUGGCGGGUGGUGGAUUUGACCUUGCGGGCUGGAUGGCUGGCACCUCACCCAACGUGGCCAAGACUGAUCAAGCUCCAGGAGGCGCUACAGGGCGAGAGGCCGGUUCAGCCCGCCGGCGGGGUUAA
Molecule: messenger RNA, 813 nt
Organism: Penicillium macrosclerotiorum
Lineage: Eukaryota; Fungi; Ascomycota; Eurotiomycetes; Eurotiales; Aspergillaceae
Exons: 2
Coding region: 1-813 (270 amino acids)
Cellular component (GO): EMC complex
Source: RefSeq, a predicted model, not a curated record